Paramecium octaurelia is the source of this 753-nucleotide messenger RNA. The record is from the annotation of a GenBank genome assembly. Lineage: Eukaryota; Ciliophora; Oligohymenophorea; Peniculida; Parameciidae.
AUGAUUGAAUCAUCAUAAAUAUUUCUUAAUUUGUUUAAUUAAUUACUUUUAACUUAUAUUUCUUAUAAACUAUAUAAAUCUUAUUAUACCUAAUUUUCUUAUUACCUAUAUUAAUUCUAUAUUUCUAAAGAUGGAUUAAAUCAACUUGUAAGGAGAAUUAACGCAUUGAAAAUGGAAAACAUGAAUCAAAAAUUCAAAAUCAAAACUCUUCUGGAAGCAAGGUAAGUCGCAUUAGGAAAUAACGAACAGAUCAUGAAUCACGAAGAAAAGAUAUUAUAACUUAAAACAAUUAUUAAUAAAUGAAAAAUUAGUGUGAUAAUCUGAUUUAUAAGAAUGAAUCGCUUAAUGAUGAACUGUAAUUUGAGAGGUAUUAAGAUAAUAAUAUUGUUGUAAAGACACAAAUUCUAAAAUUUUCCGUCCUUUGAUAAGAGGGAUUUUAUCCCCCCUAAUUUCUAAGAGUAGAUUAAGAAUUUGAAGAAGAAAUUAGAAGUAGAUUUUAAGAAUAACAAUCAAUUUUCACAAGAAUUAGAAAGGAUUAUAUGUAAUAAAUAUGAAACAAUUAUAUAAUUGGAUUUAGAUAAAUAGAAGCUGUUAACCAAAUUGAAACUAUAAACAAAUUCAUGUAUCAUAAUCUAGGAAGAAGAUUCUUAAUAAAAUGUUUAUGAAUUACAAUAGAAUCUAGAAUAAUCAAGAAAAUAGAUAAAAAAAUAGAAUAAUAACUUCGUGAAAAAUAAUAAUAAUUCAAUGAAUUGA